Molecule: messenger RNA, 1035 nt
Organism: Mesocestoides corti
Lineage: Eukaryota; Metazoa; Platyhelminthes; Cestoda; Cyclophyllidea; Mesocestoididae
Source: the annotation of a GenBank genome assembly
AUGAAACUAAAAGACAAAAACAGACCAAAAAGCCCACUUUCUGGGUAUGCUUGUUUUGUUCAGGUAAUCCGAGAAAAGCAUCGCUCACUUAAUCCCAAUGACAACGUCAUUUUCAGUGAAUUCGCCAAAAAGUGCGCAGAGAAAUGGCGAGACAUGGCUCCAGAUAAGCGAGCCCCGUUUGAGGAGAUGUCCAGACUAGACAUUAAGCGCUACAACAGGGAAAUGGGAGAGUACGUUCAGCAACAGCCUCACAUAGUGCAUCAGAAUGCAAUCAAUACACAGCAAAUGCAGCAUCAUACCCAUUCUCAGCAUCACAUGCGCGGAGCCAAAAGGAGACGUCUUAAAGAUCCAGGAAUGCCUAAGCGCUCGCUUUCAGCCUUUUUCUUCUUUUGUGACGAGCAUCGACCCAAAAUCCGCGCUGAACAUCCCGAAUGGAAGGUCAGUGAAAUCGCCAAGGAACUUGGAAGGCGCUGGGAAGAGUGCACUAACAAAUCCCCCUACGAGCUACAGGCGCAGAACGACAAGCUGCGCUAUGAAGAGGACAUGCGUAGGUACAAGGAGGGGACCUUCGUGAUGCUCCCGAAGCGCCUUAGGGACGCCACGGCAGAGCCCGGUAGCGGCAUUUUCGGUGAAGAGGAAGGUGCUAGUGGCAACGCAAAUUGCUUCGAAAUAGAGGGAAGUCGGGAAGUGGACGAAGUGGAUGGAGGGGAACUGGAGGAAGACGACGAUGAUGAAGAGGGGGAAGAAGAGGAGGACGAAGCAGAAGAGGAUGAGAACGAAGAGGAGCGUGACGGUAAGCUGGGAAGGCACCUUUUACUGUGCGGCCACGAACACGUCUACUUAAACGUCAUGUUCUUCAACUUUCGGAACGAAGACGAAAGGAUGGAAGAAGACGAGAAUCCGCCAGGAGACCAGGGUUUGAUUCAACAGCGUCAGGGACCCAACCCCUUUUCGGUUGCUUUUGUCGUGAGUGGACACGAGGAAGACGGUGGGAGUCCCGGAGGAGCCACAUCCCCGGUCCAUAAUGACGAAUAA